GAAAUAAUACUAUGAAUUAAUUACUUUUAUGAACAAGUGGCUUAUUAAAUACUUUAUAGUAGGCUUUAGGCAGUGUAAUAAGUUGAGUUGCUUUUUUUUUAAAACUUUUACAGGUCAAACCAGUAUUGCAGUAAUAUAGGUAGGUAUAAUGUGUAAAUAGCUGGGAUCGGAUGUUUUUUCCAUUUUAUUACAGGUUUCAAUUCUCAACAGGUAGUAAAAAACUAUUCAAAAAUAAUAAAUAGAAAAAACAUCACAUCCUUAUUAUACGGUUUUUUUCUGUAAUAAUAUCAUAAUGAUAACUGAUGACAAUAGCCAUGUCUAUGUCAUCAUCUAUGGAUCCGAUCUGACCGUGCGCUUCGUCACUUCAAUUGCGUCAAAACAAUUUCGGUCAUCCUGUAAACAUGUGUACAUGACAAUUAUUUCAACAAUAAUAAUAAUUUUCUGUGACUGCAUGUAGGAUAUAAUAAGUAAAUAUGGUAAUUAAUUUAUAUUAUUCACUGUACAUAAUAGUAUAUACUACAAGCACCUAGGGACUAGGAUUCGAUUGAAAAACGAUAAAACCUAUAUAAAACUGCAACAGACGUUUUAUUUGUUAUACAGUCGACACCGAUAUGAUUAAUACUGUAUUUAUACAUGAUAUGAUAAAAUAUUUUACUGUUCGUGUCAAAUCUGUCACGUUAUACACGCGAUUUGAGUGUCAAGUUCAAAGUUGAAUUUUACACGUAUUUAAUUUAUUACUAUACCUUCAAAUUACGAUAAAUUUCAGUAAUCGUCGAAAUGAACGCUUCUAUGACGACUACUGUUUUGAUCUCGACAAUUGUUCUAAUUUUGUACUCGAAGACUGCUCGUUGUUGUGGUGGUUACGAGUUAGAAAUCGAUUAUAUCAGAAACUGCAACUCGGACAACAUUGUCACACUCUCUGAUAAAUUUACAGUCGUCUUGAAACCUAAUUGCGAAAUACAUGUCGACGGAUGUUUUACCACUCACGCGAACAUCACCAGCGCCAUGGUCGACUUCACCUUCCAAAAGGACUUGAUAAAGGUGUCGGGCAAAAGGGACGGUUGCAAACAGCUCGACGACGUGAAAUCAUCGAGUGACAUUCAAAUGGGUUUGGAAAUACUCGGACUGCCGAAGAGCUGUCCAAUUAACAAGGGGACAGUGUGCUUGGAUAAACCGAUUAACGUGAGCAAGUAUAAAUUACAAAUGAACAUGUUAGCCGGCCAUCUCAAGGGGAAAUCGGUAACGACCACUAACGCGGGCAAGACCUGUAUGGAGUUUUCGCUAAAAUUUGUCAACGUGCUCAUAAAAGCCAUCGGCCGCGGUGUGAUUGGUUGAAAUCUAUGAACAUAACCACUACCUUCUUAAAUAUAAUCUAAUAUUAUAAUACAUUUAUAAUGUUUAAUUGCGUUGUGUAUGUACCUAUAUAAUAUCA
Myzus persicae (green peach aphid) is the source of this 1432-nucleotide messenger RNA. RefSeq lists its product as uncharacterized. Bases 778 to 1335 code for a protein of 185 amino acids. NCBI's taxonomy places the organism in Eukaryota, Metazoa, Arthropoda, Insecta, Hemiptera, Aphididae. The record is from RefSeq and is a predicted model, not a curated record. The transcript has 4 exons.